ACGUGUACAUGUGUGUGUCGAUUCGCGUGUCGGUUCGUCACGUGGGAUAUUUUACAGCUCGCUUUCACUAAGUGUCGGAUUUAAACGGUAUUUUGGGAAUCUUUAUAGGAAUGUCGUAUUUUGAGGGGGAUAUAAACUUUUGCCCGGAGUGCGGUAACAUCCUUCCAAUCCCGGGAAUUCAGGAUUUCAUUACUUGUCCUCGAUGCGCCUUUAACAUCCCUGUCCGAGACCUUUCAGGGCACGUGAUCAAGUCAUCGGUGGUGUUUAAUUCGUUAGAGAAGAGUUCGUCGGUCGUAGAGAGAGAGGAAGACGGAGAGCUAAAAGGCCCCGUGAUCGACAGGAGGUGUUCGCGCUGCAAUAAAGAAGGAAUGGUUUACCACACGAGACAAAUGAGAUCUGCUGAUGAAGGCCAGACUGUGUUUUUCACGUGCAUACACUGCAGAUACCAAGAAAAAGAGGAUUCAUGAAGGAGAGAAGGAUAAAAUUUUGUUUGAUCAACAACUACAUAUUUUCCAUUGUUUGUGUGUGUGUGUGUGUGUGUGUGUGUGUGUGUGUGUGUGUGUGUGUGUGUGUGUGUGUGUGUGUGUGUGUGUGUGUGUGUAAGAGAGAGAGAAACAAAGACUGAAGACAACUCAUUUGACACCUGGCUUGUUUUUACAGUAUGCUCCCUGUGUUUGAAUGUGGCAUUUAUAUCUAAAUAAUAAUAAAAAAUUAACAAACGUG
Molecule: messenger RNA, 723 nt
Organism: Silurus meridionalis
Lineage: Eukaryota; Metazoa; Chordata; Actinopteri; Siluriformes; Siluridae
Gene: polr1h
Product: RNA polymerase I subunit H
Exons: 4
Coding region: 111-467 (118 amino acids)
Biological process (GO): DNA-templated transcription; termination of RNA polymerase I transcription
Cellular component (GO): RNA polymerase I complex
Molecular function (GO): nucleic acid binding; DNA-directed RNA polymerase activity; zinc ion binding
Source: RefSeq, a predicted model, not a curated record